GCAAAUCAGUCUCGAUCCAUUCUGUUCCUCCUUUGUAGCUGAGCCGUUAAUGGAAAAGGGUGAGAGGUACAUCCUACAUAUAAAUAUGCAGACGGAUCUCAUACAUGAUUGUCUUUCUGCACCAUAUGGCGAAUCUGCGCUCCGCUUCUCAUCACCAGCAUGCAAGCGAAGCCGAAGCUGCUCGACCUGCCUCCGGAGGUUCUGGCCAGCAUAGCAUCUCGACUAGACACCGAAUCCGCAAGAUCCCUCGCCGUGACCCACAAGAUACUACGUCGACCAGCUGAAAGUCGUCUGUGGCGCAGAGUGUCAGUAUCUGGCGAUCACCGAUGCGAAUGUCGAAGCCAGCCGCCACACUGGAUCCACAUGGGCGAGGAUAGAUGGGGUCUGCUACCUGACGAGAUAUAUCACCGUGUCAGGAGUCCUGGUCCUCGAAUCGCCGGGCUCACUCGAGUGCUCUCCUCAUGUUCUUGGCGGAGCCUGGCGCUAAGACGAAUUGAACUUCAAUUGUAUCCAGAGGUGCCCGAAGAAUUGGUGCCACUUUUUCGGCACGCUCCGGGAUUGACUGAUCUGAUCCUUCGAGUCAAACCAACCGACAUGGUUGUCCUACCUGCCAAGGGAUUGCUCAGUACGACGCAGCUCUUUGAAUCAAUCGGGGCCAUGAGCAACUUGGAGCGAGCCGAAAUUCACAUCCAGCAUCUACGCCAUCGGACUUUAGCCAGUUUCCUCAGCAAUGCACCUGAGCUCAAGCACUUGAGUCUAACAUUGUUCCCUCUACACCUGUCCGAAUUGCCUUUCACGCCUAAGCGAGAAAGAUCACGACCAGUUACUUUGCCAGUAGCGACGCAACUCCUCACGCUCAUCUUCAAUCCUCGGACCACCGACAUGCCCUUUGUGACUGAGAUAGUGAAGCGUUCACCAAGCUUGGCGAAUGUGGCACUCAAAGAUGACGGAGUCUCAUGGAAUCCGCAUGAACAUCCAGACUUUUGGACUGCACUCGGUGCCUGCCGCAUCGAGAAGCUAGAAGUUACGUCCAAGGCAGUAGAGAUGGUGACAGGCCAGCUAUUUCCUCUCUUGAGAGACUUGCAAGUGAAUUGGGACUUUGCGACUGGGAAUGCUGAUGGAGCCGCGUCCAACGACAAGCUUGGUAUCACGUCGCUUCCCUCUCUUCAAACUUACCGUAUCCGAGUUCUGGAGACUGGUCGCCCACAGGACGAUUUCACCCUCUAUACUUCUUCGCUACAAAUGUGGCCAUCUACACUCUGGUGCAAGCCAUUACACGAGGUCCUGAAAUGCUUGUCUAACGAGAUAAAAGCGACAGCUCGACUAGACAGUCUCCUAUAUCUCAUUGAAUUCCCUCAAGGACCAUCCUUCACCACAAAAGAUCCGUGGUCUGUCGCCGAUGGACCUGUCUGGGGAGACGUCGAUUUCAACGGAUGGCGCAUCAGGUCGUUCGUUGAUGCUCGAGAUCAAGGGUUAUUUCACAUUUGUUCAACGCUUGGGGAUUCUCUCACUUCGAGGACUGGGAACGAGGAAGGCCAGCUGUCAGAAUGCGUCUUCUUUCAGGGAGAAGAGAUACCACUCUCGGUGUUGAGAGCCAUGCUCGCAGCUGAUGGGAAGGAGAAUAUCCUUGAAGAUCGCAGAAGGAGUAUACGAUUGGGGUCAGCGGGUUGGGCGGUUUUGGAUCGAUGGAAAUUAGAAUCGUACUAA
This is a messenger RNA of Kockovaella imperatae, 1707 nucleotides long. RefSeq lists its product as hypothetical. Lineage: Eukaryota; Fungi; Basidiomycota; Tremellomycetes; Tremellales; Cuniculitremaceae. Gene Ontology annotation, molecular function: protein binding. The transcript has 2 exons. The record is from RefSeq and is a predicted model, not a curated record. Bases 160 to 1707 code for a protein of 515 amino acids.